Messenger RNA from Branchiostoma floridae (Florida lancelet), 2864 nucleotides. RefSeq names its product gastrula zinc finger protein XlCGF57.1-like. Lineage: Eukaryota; Metazoa; Chordata; Leptocardii; Amphioxiformes; Branchiostomatidae. The coding region runs from base 256 to 1494 and encodes 412 amino acids. The transcript has 2 exons. Gene Ontology annotation, molecular function: DNA-binding transcription factor activity, RNA polymerase II-specific; RNA polymerase II transcription regulatory region sequence-specific DNA binding. The record is from RefSeq and is a predicted model, not a curated record. Gene Ontology annotation, biological process: regulation of transcription by RNA polymerase II. Gene Ontology annotation, cellular component: nucleus.
ACAUCGAUCACUGACGCUGCAUCACUGACAAUUGUAAAAUUUUCACGGCGGACCAAAUAUUUUUAGAAGAGCCGUUUGAACUUGUCCGCCUUUCUGAAAUUUUAUCCUCAUCCCCCCUCUAACGUAAAAUUGUACAGGCCCUGGAUACUGUUUGUAGGCACCCAGCGCGCUUCUCAAACUGUCAUACAGUCACAGUAAACGCCGCAUUUGCCGUGAACAAGCUGUUCGUGGGGAACUUUGAGAUUGGAUCAAAAGAUGGAAGAUCCAGGCUGUAGCAAUGGACAACAUACAACAAGACACACUGGAGGGGAACAUUACCUGUGUGGGGAGUGUGGAUACAGGACAACUAAUAGGUCUCACCUAACCAAGCACAUAAGAACUCAUACAGGAGAUAAACCCUACAUGUGUGGUGAGUGUGGAUACAGGGCAGCUCAAAGGUCUACCUUAUCCAUUCAUAUGAGAACUCAUACAGGAGAAAAACCAUUCAUGUGUGAGCAAUGUGACUAUUCUGCUGCUCAGAAAUCUUCACUAGACCUUCAUGUAACUAAGCACACUGGAGAGAAACCCUACAUGUGUGGGGAGUGUGGGUACAGGACAGCUAAUAGAUCUUACCUAUACCAGCACAAAAAAAGUCAUACCAGAGAAAAACUCCUCAUCUGUGGAGAGUGUGGCUACAGGACAGCUCUAAAGUCUUGCCUAUCCAGCCAUAUGAGAACUCAUACAGGAGAGAAACCCUACAAGUGUGACCAGUGUGACUAUUCUGCUGCACACAAAACUACUUUAGACUUUCAUGUAGCUAAACACACUGGAGAAAAACCUUACAUGUGUGGGGAGUGUGGGUUCAAGACAGCUCUCAAGUCUAACUUAUCCCAGCACAUGAGAACUCAUACAGGAGAAAAACCCUACAAGUGUGACCUUUGUGAAUAUUCUGCGGCACGGAAAUCCAGCUUGUACCUUCAUUUGUCUAAACACACUGGAGAAAAACCCUACAAGUGUGGGGAGUGUGAAUACAGGACAGCUAAAAAGUCUAACUUAUCCCUGCACAUGAAAACUCAUACGGGAGAGAAACCCUACAUGUGUGAGAAGUGUGGAUACAAGACAGCUAUAAAGUCUCACUUAUUCCAGCAUAUAAGAACUCAUACGGGAGAAAAACCCUACAAGUGUGACCAGUGCAACUAUUCUGCUGCAAAGAAAUCCAAUUUGGACAGACAUCUAUUUCAACACACUGGAGAAAAACCCUACAUGUGUUGGGAGUGUGGGUACAGGACAGCUCGAAAGUCUCGCUUAUCGCAGCACAUGAGAACUCAUACAGGAGAGAAACCCUACAAGUGUGAGCUAUGUGACUAUUCUGCUGCGCAGAAAACUUCUUUAGACCAUCAUGUAGUGAAACACUCUGGGGAGAAACCCUACAUAUGUGGGGAAUGUGGGUACAGGACAGCUCUAAAGUUUCACUUAUCGCAGCACAUGAGAACUCAUACAAGAGAAAAGCCUUAGAACUCUGACUGAUUCUGUAGCAUGGAAAUCCAGUUUGGACCAGUCUGGAUCAAGCAAAGGCAACCUACAAGACAACUGAAAGGGAUCAUAUCAGAACUUGUACACUUGUACAGAGUGAAACUUGAAUCCAUCCAGAGUUCCAGACAAACGUACCUAAAAUUUGUUGAGGCACACAGCACUAAUUGUGAGUGCAGGAUAUUUUUUUAUUUAGGGACUGACAGAGAAGAAAAACCUUCAAGUUUGAUAAUUAUGACUUGCUUCAUUAUUUGACGAUGUUGAUGAGAAAUUUAGACUCGUAAAAACUUUAUUCUGAAUUAUAACACUUUGAAGUUAGAUGAGCAGACGUUUUCUGAUCACAGUUAACCUUUUGUAUCUAAAUAGGUGUGUUCCUUCUUACACCUUAUUUCUUGGCAUUUGUUUCUUUACAUCAUAAGUCACAUGAUGUUAGUCAAUUCUUCAUACAAGUACACGAUCGUUAUCAACUAAUACUCUUAUACUAAUCAACUAAUACUUAAUAGUCAUAAAAGUGAUGUGUAAUACAAGUUGAAUGGUCAGGCUAUUGUUUACAGCUUACCUUGUUUGUUAACUUUUGUUUGUUUGUUUGUUAUAAUCAUACAAACUUAGCUAGUGAAUAUCUUUCAAUGAAAAUUGUUCAAUGAUCUGUUUUACAUCUAACCUUUGUUAACCCUUUUGUUUAUUACAAUUAUAUGAAGUUAGCCAAUGAUGUAAUAUACAAAUUGUUAUACUUUUUCAUGUUUACCUUGUUUAUUAAUAUUAAAUAUGCAACAAACUGUGCUAUCUCCACAUCUUUAUUUGUGAUUGCAUUGCAACAGAAAAAUUAUACUAUUGCAUAUAUUCUCUCUGUAAUAAUCCAUAUCAGCAACACAGGUGCAGGCACUAUCAACUACGGAGAUGCAAAUUUAAUUGUCCCUUCACCUCUAAAAUAUAUUUUAUUUUCUUCUUUCUUAUAUAGAUAGUGUGUCCAGCACCAAGAGAUCAUAGGAUAUUCUUCAACAUGAAUAUCGUACAAAAGAUUUGAUAUACAUGUACUCACUAGUCUCUAUUUACUUGUCUCUAUUCAGAACUCAUUUAACAAUCACCAUCACCACUUUCUGAAGUAUUCUAGAUCCCUUCACACUACAUGUCUAAACCCACCUGUUUGAUUCCAGCUAUACAUACAAACUCACAUUGCUGGACAAACUUACAAACCCUAUAUGUGCACAUUUGAGAUUCCUGGUGCAAAUGUGGUACGUUAACAGCAAUAGAUAUAUCAGAUCUUGGGCAUUGUACUACCUAAAAGGCACCUAAGGUGUAUUUGUACAUCAGCUCUUUCUUGUAAAGACAAUGCAUGUAAUCUAGUUUUCUAAAAC